Messenger RNA from Glycine soja, 867 nucleotides. RefSeq lists its product as uncharacterized. Lineage: Eukaryota; Viridiplantae; Streptophyta; Magnoliopsida; Fabales; Fabaceae. The record is from RefSeq and is a predicted model, not a curated record. Bases 1 to 867 code for a protein of 288 amino acids. The transcript has a single exon.
AUGGAUCGAAGUUGGAUGAAAGCAUCACGCAUUACUGACGAGUAUAGGAAUGGGGUUGAACAAUUUCUCCAAUUUACUGAAAUGAAUGCACCAUCUUUGCGUGGGAAAUAUUUUUGUCCAUAUGUCAAAUGUGAAAAUGGUAGACACCAGUCAAUAAAUGAGAUAAGAUCACAUUUAAUAUGUCACGGGAUCAUUCUAAAUUACACAAAAUGGAUAUGGCAUGGGGAAUUGCCUCACAAGCCAUCAGUCUCUCACAGUGAGUCAGUCGAUGUAGACAUUGGCAAUCGUAUAGAAGACAUGAUUUGUGACCUAGGGCAGGAUGGAUUUCAGCAAGCACAUGCUCCUUUGUAUGACAAAAUAGAAAAUGAUUCAAAGCAACCUUUGUAUUCUGGGUGCACAGCUUUCACAAGGUUGUCAGCAGUGUUAGCUUUGGUCAACUUGAAGGCACGAUUUGGCUGGAGUGACAAGAGCUUUAGUGAAUUGCUUGUGUUAUUGAAAAAAUUGUUUCCUGAAGAUAACACGUUGUUGAAGAAUCAAUACGAAGCCAAGAAGAUUUUAUGUCCCAUGGGAAUGGAGUACCAGAAAAUCCUUGCUUGUCUAAAUGAUUACAUAUUGUAUAGAAAUGAGUUUGUAGAAAUGCGCAAUUGCCCUACAUGUGGUGUAUCACGCUACAAGGUCAACAAUGACGAAUGCAGUGAUGAUUCAACCGCAAAGAACAGUCAUCUAGCAAAGGUUUGUUGCUAUCUGCCAAUAAUACCAAGGUUUAAGCGAUUGUUUGCUAAUGGACAUGAUGCAAAACAGUUGACAUGGCAUGCAGACGGCAGAAAAAAUGAUGGUAUGCUUCAACAUCCGGCUGAUAGUCUGUAA